Argentina anserina (silverweed cinquefoil) is the source of this 2023-nucleotide messenger RNA. RefSeq names its product thiamine biosynthetic bifunctional enzyme TH1, chloroplastic. Gene Ontology annotation, cellular component: chloroplast. Gene Ontology annotation, molecular function: hydroxymethylpyrimidine kinase activity; thiamine-phosphate diphosphorylase activity; phosphomethylpyrimidine kinase activity. Lineage: Eukaryota; Viridiplantae; Streptophyta; Magnoliopsida; Rosales; Rosaceae. The transcript is spliced from 10 exons. Gene Ontology annotation, biological process: thiamine biosynthetic process. The record is from RefSeq and is a predicted model, not a curated record. Bases 58 to 1668 code for a protein of 536 amino acids.
UUUCUUUCCUAAAAUCGUCAAAUUUUAACUAGUUGAUUUCAACUCAUCGGCGGAACAAUGUCGAUGGCAUUCUACGGGGACGCUCAACUCCUCUCCCGCCGCAUCUCCACUUUCUCCAUCAACAACAACAACUCGAACAAGAACAACAAGCCCAGAAUAAUUGUCAUGCAGACGCACCAUUUUCCACAUGUCCUCACUGUUGCCGGCUCCGAUUCCGGCGCCGGUGCCGGAAUCCAAGCUGACCUCAAGGCUUGUGCUGCCCGCGGAGUCUACUGCUCCACUGUCAUCACUGCUCUCACUGCCCAAAACACUCUUGGUGUUCAGGGUGUUAACGUUAUUGCUGAGGAUUUUGUUGCAGACCAACUCAAGUCUGUUCUGUCUGACAUGCAUGUUCAUGUGGUGAAAACAGGCAUGCUACCUUCUUUAGGCAUAGUCAAGAUUCUUCAUCAGCAUCUUAAGGAGUAUCCAGUUCGUGCUUUAGUGGUUGAUCCUGUUAUGGUGUCUACAAGCGGAGACGUACUGGCUGGUCCUUCCAUUCUAGCUGGGUUCAGAGAGGAGCUCUUUCCUAUUGCUGAUAUUGUAACCCCAAAUCUAAAGGAGGCAUCUGCUUUACUGGAUGGUCUUAAAAUAAAAACAGUUUCUGACAUGCGUUCUGCUGCAAAAUUACUACAUGAUUUGGGCCCACGAAAUGUGCUAGUCAAAGGUGGAGACCUUCCUGAUUCACUGGAUGCUGUCGAUAUCUUCUUUGAUGGUGAGGACAUAUAUGAGCUGCGUUCAUCACGCAUAAAUACUCGUAAUACUCAUGGUACUGGUUGCACUUUGGCAUCAUGUAUUGCAGCUGAGCUGGCAAAAGGCUCUUCAGUGCUCGAGUCUGUUAAGGUCGCAAAGUACUUUGUUGAAACUGCCUUGGAUUACAGCAAAGAUAUUUCCAUUGGAAAUGGUCCCCAAGGCCCCUUUGACCACCUAAUGAGUCUUAAGAGUAAUGUUCACGAGUGUGGUGGACAAGUCAGAUUCAAUCCAAGCGAUCUAUUCUUGUAUGCUGUCACAGAUUCAAGAAUGAACAGAAAGUGGGGCCAUUCAAUCUCAGAUGCUGUUAAAGCUGCCGUAGAAGGAGGCGCUACUAUCGUCCAACUAAGGGAAAAGGACAUUGAAACACGAGAUUUCCUAGAAGCAGCCAAAUCAUGUCUCCAGAUUUGUCGUUCCCAUGGAGUUCCGUUACUAAUAAAUGAUCGGAUUGAUGUUGCACUUGCUUGUGAUGCUGAUGGUGUGCAUAUUGGGCAGUCAGACAUGCCAACCCAUGUUGCACGUGCUCUACUUGGCCCUGAGAAAAUCAUUGGUGUAUCUUGCAAGACACCAGAGCAAGCAGAACAAGCCUGGAUUGCUGGUGCCGAUUACAUUGGUUCCGGCGGUGUAUUCCCAACUAAUACAAAAGAAAACAACCUCACAAUUGGCUUGCAAGGGCUUAAAACGGUUUGUCUGGCUUCUAAAUUACCUGUCGUCGCAAUCGGUGGGAUCAAUGCUUCAAAUGCACAAUCGGUAAUGCAAAUUGGUGUACCGAACCUGAAAGGUGUUGCUGUUGUGUCAGCUCUGUUUGAUAGGGAAUGCGUGUUGACAGAAACCAAGAAGUUGCACACACUGCUAGUUGACGCAACACAAAUGGUGAAAUGAAGACAUACACGGGAUGACUCCUUCGUGCAACGAUUUGGGAUCAUAAUGACUAUUCAUGAGUUCGUUGUACCUAAGAAAUGCUGAUAAUGAUAUCACAGUACUAUAAGGACCCCUGCAUUCAUGGUUGGCUUGCUCAUUAUGGGGUCUUGCUUGAUCGUUAUGGACGUUUUAUUUUUCUUUUCAUUUUUUCUUUUUGUAAUAUUUCCUAUAUUGGUCACUGUGGGAUGCGAUGAUUGUGCUCUAGUUAAUUUGGAUAAUAGGUCGCCAUGUUCUUGGCAUGUGAUUUGGAGUCGGUGGAGAGACAAGUCCGAGUUAUUUGUGCAUUAUCUUAUGGAAUUUUUUCUCGGGUGCUUGU